UCACGACACUAUAUUGCCAGUACGGAGCUAUCCAGUGAGAAAUAAAAAAAAAUGCCAGAAUGUCUCACUCGUACCGAGGCACCGUAUUUCAAAGUGCGACCUAGUAUCAAAACCUGUUGCAUAAAUACGUCCAUUCCUACGCACUAUCAUGAUCUGUCAGUUAUCACUUGUCAUACUGAAGCUGAACUUGAAGUGAAAAUCAAUACAAAGUGAAUCAAUAUCAACCAUUUAGAAAUCUGAUUCUUCGUCUCGUUUUAAAAAGAAUGAUAACUCAUAAACACAAAUACUACAUUGAAAAUCGUGGUAGCUUGCUUAUAUAUAUAUAAGUACAUAAGCAAAUAAAGAUCUUUCUUAUUUAUCAAGUAACAAAUUUCCAUCAAAAAUUAUUUUUAAAAGGAUAAAAAUGUUGGGGCGAAAACAAAGCUUGAAAGGCGAGCCUGUGCUCGCUGAUUAUGGCCCUGAAGAAUCAUUAAACGAAAGUGCCGAUAUAGAGUGGGUAAAUAAGUUGUGGGUGAGAAGGAUAUUGAGAUUAUGUGCUCUGCUCAGCUUAAUGUCAGUUUCUUUAAAUACACCAAAAUCAUUUGAAAAAUAUCCUUAUCUUCAAAUUAUAACAUUUGUUGUGGAUUGUUGUGUUACUUUAUUAUUUACAGCAGAAAUGAUAGCCAAAAUGCACAUAAGAGGAAUUCUCAAGGGGGAUGUUGCUUAUCUAAAGGACCAUUGGUGCCAGUUUGAUGCUUCAAUGGUAUUUUUUCUCUGGGUUUCUGUGUUACUGCAAAUGUUUGAGUUAACAGGAAUUGUGCCGCGAUACAGUUAUUUGAGCAUAUUAAGAGCACCAAGACCAUUGAUUAUGAUCAGAUUUCUGAGAGUAUUUCUGAAGUUUUCCAUGCCAAAGUCCAGAAUUAACCAAAUUUUCAAGCGAUCAAGUCAGCAGAUAUACAAUGUGACUCUCUUUUUUCUCUUCUUCAUGUCUUUGUAUAGUUUGCUUGGUGUUCAAUUUUUUGGUGAGCUUACACAUCACUGUGUAAGGAACAAUACAAGUCCAAAUGACAUAACCAUAAACUCGCUAGCUAUACCGGACACAUUUUGCUCCCCUGAUCCAGACUCUGGUUAUCAAUGUCCACCUGGGAUGAAGUGUAUGAAACUUAAUUUAUCAAAAUAUAUUAUGGGCUUUAAUGGAUUUGAGGAAUUCACAACAAGUUUAUUUACGGUUUAUCAAGCAUCCUCUCAAGAAGGUUGGGUGUUCAUUAUGUAUCGGGCUAUAGAUUCUUUACCAACCUGGAGAUCUGCACUUUAUUUCAGUACAAUGAUAUUUUUUCUGGCUUGGUUAGUAAAAAACGUAUUUAUAGCGGUUAUAACGGAAACAUUCAACGAGAUAAGGGUACAGUUCCAACAGAUGUGGGGCGUCAGGAAUCCCAUCACCAAAGGCAGCACCACACAGUUUUUCACCGGUGAUGACAAUGGCUGGAAGCUUGUUACAAUCGAUGAAAAUAAACAUUCAGGGACCGCACCAGAAAUACUGCAUAAAAUGUUACGAUCAGCGUAUUUUCGGCUCCUAGUAAUGGGCGUGGUACUCGCAAAUGGUGUAAUCACAUCUUCAAUGCAUUUUGAACACGAUGGCAAUCCGAGAGAAUUUUUCUAUCAAAAAUAUUACUAUAUUGAAAUUGCGUUCACAAUUUUUUUGGACUUGGAAGCCUUAAUGAAAAUAUGGUGUUUGGGUUUAAAGGGUUAUUUCAAACAUUCUGUGCACAAGUUUGAGUUACUCUUGGCUAUUGGAACCACCAUUCACAUCAUCCCACAACUCUACAUGUCUGGAUUUACAUAUUUUCAGGUUCUCAGAGUGGUGCGAUUAAUAAAGGCGUCACCUAUACUAGAAGGAUUCGUGUACAAAAUUUUCGGUCCCGGAAAAAAGCUCGGUAGCCUCAUAAUAUUCACCAUGUGUUUGCUUAUAAUCAGCUCGUCAAUAUCUAUGCAACUGUUUUGUUUUCUAUGUGAAUUCACCAAAUUCGAGACUUUUGAUGAGGCCUUUAUGUCCAUGUUCCAAAUAUUGACGCAAGAGGCUUGGGUCGAAGUGAUGGACGAGACAAUGGUUAGAACGAGUCAAACUCUGACACCACUUGUCGCAAUAUACUUUAUAUUGUAUCACCUGUUUGUUACUUUGAUUGUAUUAUCGCUAUUCGUGGCUGUUAUUUUGGACAACCUUGAAUUGGACGAAGAUAUAAAAAAAUUGAAGCAGCUAAAAUAUAGACAGCAAAGUGCAGAAAUUAAAGAAAGCUUGCCGUUUCGACUGAGAAUUUUUGAAAAAUUCCCAGACAGUCCCCAAAUGACGAAGCUUCAUAAAGUUCCGGGAGAUUUCAACUUGCCAAAGGUGCGCGAGUCGUUCAUGCGGCAGUUCGUGUGCGAGGUGGAGGGCGAGGAGGAGGGCGCGGCGAGCGCGGCGGGCGCGGGCGCGGCGCGCGCGGCGCCGGGGGACGCGUCGCGCCGCGCGCUGCAGUACAUCGGCAUCGCCAAGAUCGCCUUCCCCUACCGCAAGAGGUGCCUCGUCAAAACGCUCGUCGUCGCGCCGCCCUCGCAACGGCCCAGCGAGGCUCUCAGGCGACACGUCGUCAGUUCCAUUAUCGAAGAUUCUAACAAUCAUCGGCCUCUAUUAGGAGACUCUGCCAUGUUGGCCACCGGAGGGAAAUCAGGCCUUAAACCACAAGGAACCAUUUCAAGUGCAAAACAACUACGAGUCGAUCAAAAAAAGUUUGGUUCGCGAUCCAUAAGGCGUUCGGUUCGCAGCGGCUCUAUAAAACUGAAGCAAACGUACGAGCAUUUGUUGGAAAACGGCGACAUCGGCGCGGCGUCGCGCGUCGUGCCGUCGUCCCGCGCGCGCCCGCCCUACCUCGACAUCCGCCUGCUGCAGGCCAAGCGGCAGCAGGCCGAGAUGCGCAGAAAUCAACGCGAAGAGGACCUAAGAGAGAAUCAUCCGUUGUUCGAUACACCUCUCCUCAUAGUGCCGAGAGAAUCUCGCUUCAGGAAAAUAUGUCGCGCGAUAGUAGACGCACGAUACGACGCGAGGCUACGCGACCCUAUUACCGGCAACGAGAGAAAAGUCCAUUACAAGAGCUUUCACAAUUUCCUUGGCCUGGUAACGUACAUGGAUUGGGUUAUGAUCAUGGUGACCACGAUGUCUUGUUUGUCGAUGAUGUUUGAAACACCUACUUACAGAGUUAUGGAAAACUUUGUGCUUCAGAUAGCCGAAUAUGGAUUUGUGAUAUUUAUGAGCCUUGAGUUAGCUUUAAAAAUAUUGGCUGAUGGGCUUUUCUUCACACCGAAAGCCUACUUGAAAGACGCUGCAGCAGUAUUGGACGUGUUCAUUUAUAUUGUGUCGCUGACGUUCCUGUGCUGGAUGCCGGUGGCGGUGGCGCCGGGCGGCGCGGCGCAGAUGCUGAUGAUCCUGCGCUGCGUGCGGCCGCUGCGCAUCUUCACGCUCGUGCCGCACAUGCGCAAGGUCGUCUACGAGCUCUGCCGCGGGUUCAUGGAGAUACUGCUGGUAUCGACGUUACUGAUUCUACUAAUGUUCGUAUUUGCAAGUUACGGCGUUCAAUUAUAUGGAGGAAGAUUGGCACGGUGCAACGAUCCAACGAUAACACGCCGCGAGGACUGCGUGGGAGUGUUUAUGAGACGAGUGUUUGUAACCAAGAUGAAGAUCAGGCCCGGCCCCAACGAAACCUUUCCUUCCAUGCUAGUGCCCAGAGUGUGGGCCAAUCCAAAGCGGUUCAAUUUCGACAACAUCGGCGAUGCUCUGCUAACGUUAUUCGAAGUGCUAUCGUUCAAGGGUUGGCUGGACGUGCGUGAUGUGUUGAUUAAAGCUCUGGGCCCGGUACAUGCUAUAUACAUACACGUCUACAUAUUCCUGGGAUGUAUGAUUGGCCUAACACUAUUUGUUGGUGUGGUUAUCGCUAAUUACUCUGAGAACAAAGGCACUGCACUCUUGACCGUUGAUCAGCGCAGAUGGUGCGAUUUAAAGAAAAGACUAAAAAUCGCACAGCCUCUUCACCUGCCUCCCAGGCCGAACAAAAGGAAAGUCCGUGCCUUCGCUUACGAUGUCACGCAGAACUUGAGCUUCAAGAGAGUCAUCGCCAUUGUGGUGCUCAUCAACAGCGCCUUAUUAGCAGUCACAUGGUCGCGGUACUCGCCGUACACGGAGCAGCUGGCGCUGACGUCGGCGCUGCUGACGCUGGUGUUCGUGGUGGAGGUGCUGCUGAAGACCAUCGCGUUCACGCCGCGCGGCUACUGGCAGAGCCGCCGCAACCGGUACGACCUGCUCGUCACCGUCGCCGGCUGCAUAUGGAUAUUCAUGCAUUUCACACUCAAGAAUGACCUUUCAUACUUCGUCGGCUUUAUGGUGGUGAUACUUCGUUUCUUCACGAUAACUGGUAAACACACGACGCUCAAAAUGCUGAUGCUCACUGUAGGCGUGAGCGUGUGCAAAAGCUUCUUCAUCAUAUUCGGAAUGUUCCUGCUGGUAUUCUUCUACGCGCUGGCCGGCACCAUCGUGUUCGGGAACGUCAAGUACGGAGAGGGUAUCGGCAGACGUGCGAACUUCAACUCGCCGAUACACAGCGUGGCGAUGUUGUUCCGCAUCGUGACGGGCGAGGACUGGAACAAAAUCAUGCACGACUGCAUGGUGGCGCCGCCGUACUGCACGCCCGCCGCCAACUACUGGGAGACCGACUGCGGCAACUUCACCGCCUCGCUCGCUUACUUCUGCACAUUCUACGUCAUAAUCACCUACAUAGUGUUGAACUUGCUCGUGGCUAUCAUAAUGGAAAACUUUUCACUGUUCUACUCGAACGAAGAAGACGCUCUACUCUCGUACGCGGAUAUAAGAAACUUCCAGAAUACCUGGAAUAUUGUUGACGUACAUCAAAAAGGCGUCAUCCCUGUCAGAAAGGUGAAGUUCAUUCUGCGGUUGUUGAAAGGUCGGCUGGAGUGUGACACGCACAAGGAAAGACUUUUGUUUAAAUACAUGUGCUACGAGUUGGAGCGGCUUCAUAACGGUGAAGAUGUUACCUUCCAUGACGUCAUCAACAUGCUAUCUUACCGGACUGUGGAUAUUCGAAAGUCAUUACAAAUGGAAGAGCUCCUGGCGAGGGAAGAGUUUGAAUUCUUGAUUGAAGAAGAGGUCGCUAAACAAACAAUACGCACGUGGCUCGAAGGCUGUCUCAAAAAAAUACGGGCUAGCAGUAGCAAACAACAAACAAGCUUGAUCGCUGGCUUGAGAAAAACGAAUGAACAAGCCGUUGAUCUCACCAAUGAAAAGCUGGAUAAAGAGAAAUUGGAAACUGAAGCGCAGCAGGUUGUAGCCAAUGCGGGGCGGACGGAAAUCACAGAAUCUACAUCACAACCAGUCAUGUCCAAUAUCACAACUUCUUCAUUUGAUUCACAAACAUCGAAACGGGCAUCUGCAAAGGCGCAAUUUAAAAGGUCUGGCUUGCCAUCUACCAGCGUACCUAGGCCUGACAGCCCAGUGAAGAAAUAUUUGCAACCUACACUGAGCGAUCCACAUCCGGCACUCAAUAAGAAACCAACGCCGACGCAGCACCGCAACAGCCGCGGCAACGUGCACGCGGGUGCGGGCGGGGCGGGCGCGGGUCUCGGCGCGGGCGGGGGCGGGGCGUGCGAGCAGCCCGCGCUGCAGGAGGUGCGCGCGUGGUGGGGCGCGCAGCUGGCCGGCGCGGCGCAUGCGCACACGCGCGCCGCUAUACAUGCUGAUUGAACACUUAUUUAUAUUACGGCUAGUAUUAUUUUGUUCUCUUUGUGAUUGAUAGUUGACUUUUUUACUUGCAGCACGGCUUGCGUGAAAGUCUUCCCGGAAUAAAAUUCCUUCGGUAACAUAUAACCGUCAUAAAAAGUCAUAACCGAUGUGUUAUUCCAGGAUAUUAGAUAUUAUAUAUCUGUGUUCCAAAUUUUAUUCAAAUUCAUAGUAAUAUCAAAAUAUUAUUUGAUUAAGUUGCGUAUUUCAUGUUAUCAAUAUGUGACCUGCUAGUUGUAUAUUUACAAUCAAUUUAUUUAUUUUAAUUUUAUAAGUUAUAUAAAAAAUAUUAAAAAACUGCCAUAUGCGCAAAGGCAUCGACCAUACAGCCUUAAAGAUAAUUGAGAUUGUCUCUUAUAUGUCUGUAAUAUUAAUAUUAGUAGGCUCGCUUCUAUUACAUCACGGAACGGAUAGACUCGACGAAAUAUGGAUAUAUUAUAUACACCUUUGCCCACCAAUUCGGGUAUAAAUGCGUGAGAUAAUAUUACUUCGUUUCUAAAGUUUGUAAAACUUAGGAUGAGCCCUGUGAUAGCUGUGAAAGUAACGUGUCUGAAGCUUGGAGCAAAUUAAAAAUUAAUGCUUAAUUUCGAUUAUUGACAAUCUCUAUCGAUUAAACUCGUAUUUCAGUUAAUAAUGAACAGUGCCUUCCCAAAAAUAUUUCAAUGAAUUUUACAAAUAGUAAUAAUAUGUUGUAUAUUUUUGUUCAUUAAAAGACUGUACACAUACAUUUUUAAUUUAAAAUAACUUUUUAUUCGAUUUGUUUGCCAAAUCGAUAACUUAUAAACGGUGGUAAGGAACGUUACUAGUAGGGGUCGCAAUACCGGACCAUUUUUCAAAACCGGUAUUUUCGGUAUUGACCUAAAUUAAAUUCCGGCAUUCCGGCAUUCCGGUAUUUUCGGUAUUUGAAGAAAUAUAAGAAAAAUAGGAAAUAUACAUUUAAGUUGGUAAUUAAAUGUCAAAUUUUAAUGACAGCUUAGUGGUUAGUUAAAGGCUGAAUGAAAAGAGAUUAUUUUCGUAAGCCAACGUUCAUGCCGUUCUGAUUUCUGAGAGCUGGCUCAAACCUCACCUUCCUUAUACCCUUUACACCUUCCCUGGUUUCAUUUUGAUUAGAAAUGAUCGAGUUGACAUGAGAGGCGGAGUUGCUAUAUAUUUAUGUAGCGACCUGAAAUAUAAAACUGUAAUAUCUUCCUUUGCUUCUUAUUCUACUUAUGCGAAAUUUCUGCUUCUUGAGGUUUGGGUAAAGAGAGUGAAAACCUUACUAGGUGUAAUUUACUGUCCCUCAUCUCUUGAUUACUUCUCCAGUCUGGAAACAGUGGAAUUCUGAAUAAGCUCAUCACAUCAUCAUGGGUGAUUUAAAUACUGAUCUCCUUGCCAGCCACUCUUCCCGAUCGCGUAAACUCCUCACUAUCCUUGACUCUGCUAAACAGCAUGUCCUACCACUGUAAGCCACCCACCAUGAAAUGGAUGGUCUCGACACUUGGCUUGACAUUAUCCUCACCUCUGCUCUUUCCUCUGUUUUCUCCCACGGUCAAUUUCCCGCUCCUGGCUUCCCUCACCAUGAUCUCAUCUACAUGUCUUACGCCCUUAAACCUCCCAAGUUCCCCUCGAAGAUAUUGCACUUGCGUAGUUUUGGUCGCAUCGAUGCGGAUAAGCUGAAAGGAGACGCUGCUAACUUUAACUGGGAUCACCUAUUGGCAGCCACCUCUGUUGAUAAAGUCGCAAUUUUUAACCGCGUUGUCUGUUAACUCUUUGAUACCCAUGCCCCUUUAAAGAAAAUUAAAU
Molecule: messenger RNA, 7579 nt
Organism: Manduca sexta (tobacco hornworm)
Lineage: Eukaryota; Metazoa; Arthropoda; Insecta; Lepidoptera; Sphingidae
Gene: na
Product: sodium leak channel non-selective protein
Exons: 35
Coding region: 404-5761 (1785 amino acids)
Biological process (GO): transmembrane transport; monoatomic ion transport
Cellular component (GO): membrane
Molecular function (GO): monoatomic cation channel activity
Source: RefSeq, a predicted model, not a curated record